This is a messenger RNA of Caenorhabditis remanei, 246 nucleotides long. RefSeq lists its product as uncharacterized. The coding region runs from base 1 to 246 and encodes 81 amino acids. Lineage: Eukaryota; Metazoa; Nematoda; Chromadorea; Rhabditida; Rhabditidae. The record is from RefSeq and is a predicted model, not a curated record. The transcript has a single exon.
AUGUCUACCACCAAGCAAGAAAUGACUCCAGAUGAGGUCGUCGAAGGUGAAUACGUAAACGUCGGAAGAGCUAGAAGUGCCACUGCCACGUCGACAGCUUCCCGAAAGGAAUACGAAACUUUGGAUGAGUUUUUGAAGAGAAACGAAUAUUCGGCUGAGAGCAAGAGGGACAAGUUCAAGGUUGUUCAAGUGCAAAGUCUCGAUAAUUCCUACAAGUUCCGAAAAAAUGAUUUGUCGUUGCAAUAG